AUGAGUGAUACUGAUAACAAAUACGUUUUACAAACUGCUGGAUUUGAUGUUAGAUUCCCAAACACUAAUCAAACCAAGCACUGCUGGCAAUCUUUCGUUGACUACCACAAGUGCAUAAAAGCUAAGGGUGAUGAUUACGCACCAUGCAAAGCAUUCCAUAGAACAUACAAGUCAAUCUGCCCUAACACCUGGACUGACAAAUGGAAUGAACAGAUUGAUGAGGGUAACUUCCCAAGCAACAUCGAGCCUUAA
Wallemia mellicola CBS 633.66 is the source of this 252-nucleotide messenger RNA. RefSeq names its product cytochrome c oxidase, subunit VIb. The coding region runs from base 1 to 252 and encodes 83 amino acids. The transcript has 6 exons. The record is from RefSeq and is a predicted model, not a curated record. Gene Ontology annotation, cellular component: respiratory chain complex IV; mitochondrion. NCBI's taxonomy places the organism in Eukaryota, Fungi, Basidiomycota, Wallemiomycetes, Wallemiales, Wallemiaceae.